AUGACACAACCAUUGCUGGGAUACAAGCUUUACAGCAACCUCUCAAAUAUGUUCUGGCAUUUCAGGCGCUGCUUCAAGAGUGACUCUAGACGAGGCUCUGAGAAAAUAAGAGAGACAGUGAAGCCUGGGAACCACAGUGCUGAGGCUAUGCUGAAUAUUACUAAAGAGUUAAUUGAUGUGCUGACUGGAGAGAGUUAUAUACUUGUUAAGACCUCCAGAAUGGUGACAGACAAACAAACCUCUGGAUAUCUUAGUGGGUGCCAAGAUCCCAUCAUGGAGCCCCUGCCUCACCACACGGUUCAUAAAAGAAACAACAAGAUUCUUGAAACCACCAACCAGAUUCUAAAGCUGCUAUUGGGAGAGGUUCCUAUAAGAUGUCAGGAUAUCACUGUCCAUUUUUCAAAGGAAGAGUGGGAGUAUUUAGACGGACAAAAGGACCUCUACGAGCAUGUCAUAAUGGAGAAUCAGCAUCCUCUCAUAUCUCUGGGCAGCUUGGAUGUGCUCCUACCAUCUUCCAUCUCAGAACUAGAGGCUGUCGUCAAUGACUGCUGUCCGUGCUGGACAUCCACUGGUUGUGCACCGAGGGGACACCCUCUGCUCCUGACUAAGCGCAUCACAGCGCGAAACGCUUCGAGCCUCAUCAAUGAGAAUCUACCUGCAAAUAAGCCUGAUGGAUAUCCCUUUAUCUCUUGCCAUGUAGAAGAUAGAAACAAAACCAAUGUUGGUAUUAACUCCACCCAGAGCAGGUCAGUCAUCAGCAGAGGUGACAAGGAAUCCAUAGACAACAGGAGAAAAAAUAUACCCAGUGCACGUGGAAGUGUCCCAGGCAUCCCUGUCAACAUCGAAUCUCCAGACUCCAGCAGCAAGAAACAAAAGUGUCCCUGCUCUGAAUGCGGGCUCUGGUUUUCCAACAAGUAUAAACUGGAGACCCAUCAGCGGCUGCAUACCGGGAUAGACAUGCAUUCAUGUACUGAGUGUGAUAAAAUCUUCCUAACAAAACAACGAUUAGAGGUCCACCAGAGAACUCACACAGGAGUCAAACCUUUCAGCUGUCCUCAGUGUCACAAACGCUUUACCACUACGGGGAGCCUUGCCAUCCAUAAGACUACACACUCUCUAGAAGUCUGUUCUUGCCCUAUGUGUGGACAAAGCUUUAAGAGCAAAACAAACCUCCAAAACCACCUAAUGUUUAAUCACAUAUGCCCUGCAUGUGGGCAAGACUUUGAAGCAAAGUGUGAUUUAGAGGAGCACAUAAAGAGCCAUCCAGAAUUAAAAAGCCAGCACUCCUGUACUGAAUGUGGAAAGUACUUUCUCCAGAAAGGGAGUCUUAAAGCUCAUUAUCGAGUUCACACGGGGGAAAAACCAUUUCCCUGUCUGGAAUGCGGAAAAACGUUUGCAUACAAGUCUCACCUUAUUUCCCACCAACGUUUUCACACAGGGGAGGUGCUAACAUGCCGUUAUUGUGAGAAGUUCUUUGUGGACCGGGCACGUCUUGUGGAACAUGAACGUAUUCAUACCGGAGAAAAGCCGUUUGCUUGCUCAGAAUGUUGCAAACACUUCAGCCGCAACAGUCACCUCCUAAUGCAUCAACGGACGCACACUGACAUUCGUCCUUUUCAGUGUACUGCUUGUGGGGUGCGUUUUAAUUGCAAGUCAACAGCUAAGAAACAUUGGGAGCAGUGCAGAUGCAAAAAACGCAAAGCCUUAAACGGAUUCAAUUAA
Nanorana parkeri is the source of this 1722-nucleotide messenger RNA. Its product is annotated as zinc finger protein 436-like. Gene Ontology annotation, biological process: regulation of DNA-templated transcription. NCBI's taxonomy places the organism in Eukaryota, Metazoa, Chordata, Amphibia, Anura, Dicroglossidae. The record is from RefSeq and is a predicted model, not a curated record. The transcript has 6 exons. Bases 1 to 1722 code for a protein of 573 amino acids.